Messenger RNA from Pomacea canaliculata, 3391 nucleotides. RefSeq names its product DDB1- and CUL4-associated factor 11-like. The coding region runs from base 1013 to 2647 and encodes 544 amino acids. Gene Ontology annotation, biological process: proteasome-mediated ubiquitin-dependent protein catabolic process. The transcript has 17 exons. NCBI's taxonomy places the organism in Eukaryota, Metazoa, Mollusca, Gastropoda, Architaenioglossa, Ampullariidae. The record is from RefSeq and is a predicted model, not a curated record. Gene Ontology annotation, cellular component: Cul4-RING E3 ubiquitin ligase complex. Gene Ontology annotation, molecular function: protein binding.
AGACGAUUUUUUGCCCCAGGUGUGUUGUCUGCUUACAUUGCUAUAUCAUCAGGCUGAUAGCGGGCAGAUAAUUAACCACACUGUCCGCGCAUUAUCGUGUCUCGACAGAGGUCACCACCUGCAGUUGGGGUCAGGAAGAACCGAUAAUCUGUAGAAUGAAAGGUUAGCAUCACUGUCCAUGGCAUGAUGAUAUCGUCUGUAGCCGCCCCGGGCCUUGACCUCUCUAAUUUGCGUAAGCUGCUCGCAACUAAGGAGCACGUGUACCAGAACAGCUGAUUCCGUCGUGACCCAAAUUACAGCGGGUGGGGUGGUGGACAAGUGGGUAGAGACCUUGUACCUUGGGAAAUCGGUGACAGAAUCAGCGCAGCAUCACCAGUCGUCACUGUGGGUUUUAUACAUCGUCGCCAGUGCAUGCUGGGCCUGCGAAGCUUUGUCAAGCACCGUCACGUACGGGCGGCGUGACCAGGACUGCGUGUAUCUCCGCUCGCCUCCGCGACCUGCAUCAAUCUUUUCUGAGCUCCUGCUUGCCACUCCACGCCUGACGGUCUUUGUGGCAAAAGGAAAAACACAAGAGAAAGUACGGAGUUUCCGUCAGGAGAGGUUGGGACCGUUGACGGACGCAAAUGCUCUUGGAACAUUGAUGAUGACGUGACGAGGUGUGCACAGGUGUCGGGUGGAUGGUUGGUCAAGCGGGAGGACCCCACGGUCCACGAAAGUACGGGUUGUGCGACUGGUAUUCACCUAGUCAUCUGUUUCAUCGCCCCUGGUGUGUGGCUGCGCCAACUCGGUGCACCGUGCAUUCUCCACCUGCAAGUGCGUCACGCCAAGUCACACCGACCGCCAUACGUCGCACGGAGGAGGAAUUGAACUCCCCCACCCCCUUCUUGUGUCACCAGUGUCAUAUCUUUGAAGAGGUGGUGGUAGGGUGAAGACGGGAAGCGAAAUGUCUGGCACCGGAGUGCUGGAAGGUUAAUCGAAGACACCCAGACGACAGCAAGGUGAGGCGCCAGCCAUGUCGGCCUCUGACAGACGAUGUCGGCCUAGCCUCAGGGGGUCGGCCAUCAAGUGUGGCAUCGCCAGCACCGACCCCAGCGUGCAGGGAGACUGCACUGCAGCAUACAGACGAAGACAUGGACAGAUCAGCUUUAUGUCAUCAGAAGACUUUCCCUCAGACGAGGAUUCCUCUGAUCCAGAUUACCUGCGCUCUUCAUUGCCACCAGUUCAGGACCCUUCUCCUGAUGUGACCAGUAUUGAGUCAAAUGAUGUAAAGCAGCAGAUCUUGCUGGACUCGGGACGAUGGGCUGCUACAAAGCAGACCCAGUACUCCAUUCCAACCUUGACUCAUUUAAUACAGAGGAGGGAGAUUGGAAUGGACACACAUCAGCACUUUUCUGCAGGAAACUGCUGCCUCAUCAACUCUAGAUUUUUACCAAAUAAGUGUAAGCAGGUGGCCCAGCUUUAUCACAAAGUCUUUUGUGGUACCUAUUCACAGGACGGAAAUGUGUUUCUCACAGCUUGUCAGGAUCAGAAUGUGCGGCUGUUUAACACCCAAGGUUCAAAGUUUGAACUGUUUAAAACAAUACAUGCCAGAGAUGUGGGCUGGAGUGUCCUAGAUGUAGCAUUCAGUCCUGAUGGAAGCCAUCUGAUUUACUCCAGCUGGUCAGACAGCAUCCACCUCUGCAACAUCUAUGGUGACCAUGAUGUUCACGAGCCCUUGCCACUUCAUCCAGGAGAGAACAGCUUCUGCAUCUUCUCCCUUAUGUUCUCCUCUGAUAAUCGUGAAAUUAUUGGCGGGGCCAAUGAUGGUUGUCUCUAUGUCUAUGACCGAGAAAGUAACCAGCGCACAUUAAAGAUUGAAGCACAUGACGAUGAUGUCAAUGCUGUGUGCUUUGCUGACAGCAGUUCACAGAUUCUCUACAGCGGUUCUGAUGAUGGUCUGUGCAAGGUGUGGGACCGCAGGACGCUUCGAGAAGACAGCCCAUUGCCUGUUGGUGUCAUGGGAGGUCAUUAUGAUGGGAUCACCUUCAUAGACUCAAAGGGUGACGCUCGGUAUUUUGUGUCCAACUCCAAAGACCAAACCAUUAAACUGUGGGAUAUGAGAGUUUUUUCUUCCAAGGAUGGGAUUGAGGCAACAAAGAAGGCCGUUUCCGGUCAGCGCUGGGAUUAUCGGUGGCAGCAAGUGCCUAAACGCAUGACCAAGAAGCGGCGUCUAGGUGGGGACACCUCGGUCAUGACAUAUCGGGGCCACAGCGUUUUGCACACUUUGAUUCGCUGUCGGUUCUCUCCUGCCUUCACCACAGGCCAACGCUACAUUUACACGGGUUGUUCCACUGGCAGUAUUGUUGUGUACGAUGUACUAACUGGCAAGGUGGUGAGGAACUUGGAAGGAGGACAUAAAUCUUGUGUGCGAGACAUAUCCUGGCAUCCCUAUCAACAUACCAUCAUUAGUUCUUCUUGGGAUGGCACAGUAGGCCAGUGGGACUACUUUGAUUACCAUGCACACGAGCCUGAAGAAGGGGAGAUUAUCUUUCAUGCUGGCAAUGAUUUGGGACGUUUUGCAACCAUGUCCCACCAGCAGAAAGUAAUAAGGAGUAGGCGAAACCUGGCAAAGAUAAAAACAGACAGCUUUCGAAAACUAUAUGACUAAGCUUUGUGUGCUGAUCAGUGACAAUCAGGGACAGGCUGUGCCUGUUGAACUUUAGUGCCUCCUUAUAUUGGGCUGUGUAAUCAGUACUUGUGAAAAAAAAAAUCAAUUGGCGAUGGCAUCAUUUAACUAAUAAGACAAUGAAACCUUGUGAUUUAAUUGUCUUGCAAGUUGAAGGAAAACAGUAGUAGUUUUAAUCAACAUUGUGCUGGUGUGCAGAGCCAUAUGCAAAAAUUCCUGCAGCAACAGCAACAGAUGGUGGACUGUGAUGAUAAUUUGAGUCAUGACUUGACUUAUGGAGACUGGUUACACAAUAUGUGCAGACUGGACUGUUGUGUGGACAAGCAUUGACCUUGACGUGUUGACAUAGGUUAUAAUGGCAUUUACUCAGAUGAAAGCAUGGUAGUUAUCUGAUGUGGUUUAGAAAAGAAGUGCUAACUACUGUCGGACUUUCUCUCUUGAGUGAUGAGCUUGUGGUAUGAUAAUAAGACUUCUACUGGAGCUGGGUGGUGGGUGGAGGUAGAUGUUGCCUAUUUGUCUCCGUAACCUGGUAGAUAUUUCUAAGGUACUUGCAUCGAUCAGAACUCAGGGUAGUUUGUUAGGGUAAAGAGACUUGCUGUAUAUGUAAAGAAUGUAUUCCUUUCCCUCUGACAUACUUCAACAAGUAUUUCUUAUUUUUUUCUACCUACAUUUUUUUUCUAAUCUUUAUAUAAAGCAGUCGUGGAACUAACGGUUGGUGCGAAGAUU